GCUGCCUGCGGGAACGCGCACGCGUUUUGCUGCACCUCAGGUACGGAGCGGUUCCAGCAGUCGUUUACCGGGCCGUUUCUCCGUUUCCGUCGCCGUGGACCGGCUGAAAGACGCAGUUUGUGAAGAAUGGUGCGCAUUUGAUGGAUUUGUUCUGAGGUUUGUAACGUUUAAAAUCAGCGGGUUUGAGAGCAUCAUCUCAUGGAGUUUACUGCGCACCAUAGCCGCUUCGUGAGUUCCAGCGAUGGAAGACUGACCCAUGUGUGACUUCACAAAGCAACAUGCCGAUCAGCCAUGCUUCCCUCGCUGAUCUCAAUCCAGGACGCUCAACUCUUACUGCUGUCUUGCACUCUUUCUCUUCUCUUGGAUAGUUUGAACAUCAAGGUACAUCAAUACAACCAGAAAGACGGAUGAUGUUGGGAAAAAGAUGAAACAAGGACUCGUAAGUUAAGAAGACAAACUCAAGGUACAGAUGCAUUAUGGCAGCUGAAUCACCUCAGCGGCUGCAGUCACAUAUCUGGUUCGGAGGAGAGUGACGGUUGAAUGAUGCAGCGAGGUGCAGGCAUCGUGGGAAACGGUGGUCAGCCAUGGGUUCUGCGGCGAGUGCGGCUUACCUGGCUCAGUUUUAUGCUCUUUUUCAUUUUGGUAUUUUUCCCUCUCAUUGCACAUUACUACCUCACCACGAUCGAUGAAGCAGGCGGGCCAGAUAAACGCAUUUUUGGGCCACGACCCGGAGGAGAGUUGUGUGAAGCGAAGCACGUGCAAGACCUGUGCCGUAUACGGGAAUCCGUCAGCGAGGAGCUUCUUCAGCUGGAGGCCAAACGGCAGGAGCUCAACGGCGAGAUAGCCCGACUUAACCUACGCAUUGAGGCGUGCAAACGUAGUAUAGACAGUGCAAAACAGGACCUGCUGCAACUUAAAAAUGUCAUCAGCCAGACCGAACACUCUUAUAAAGAACUCAUGGCACAAAACCAGCCCAAACUCUCUUUGCCAGUUAGACUUUUACCCGAUAAGGAUGAUCCUGGGUUUCCUCCUCCAAAAUCAGCCCAGAGUUGUCGCUUGCACACUUGUUUUGAUUACGCCAGAUGCCCUCUUACAUCUGGCUUUCCCGUCUACGUUUAUGACGCGGGAUCGUAUCCAUGGGGUGAAAAGUUGGACCCGCUUGUUAAGCAAGCUUUCGCAUCAUCUGUCAAGAGCAGCGUAUAUGUGACCGAUAAUCCCAAUAUUGCUUGUUUGUAUGUAGUGCUGGUUGGGGAGAUUCAAGAGGCGCCCUCCUCUUCACCUCCUUCACCUUCAGAUCUCGAAAAGCAGCUCAAAGCAUUGCCAUAUUGGCGGAUGGAUGGACAUAACCACCUGCUCGUCCACCUGUCGAGAAAGUCUCUGACGCAGAACUUCCUGUACAACGUGAGCGCGGGACGGGCGGCAGUGGCACAGUCCACAUUUUUCGAGCAACAGUACCGAGAGGGUUUCGACAUGGUGGUGUCUCCACUGGUCCACGCCCUGUCUGAACCCAACUUCCUGGAGGUGCCUCCACAAGUGCCAGUAAAGAGGAAGUAUCUCUUCACGUUUCAGGGAGAAAAGGUGGAGUCUUUGAGAAGCAGCUUGCUUGAAGCUCCUCCACAGUCCUUCGAAGAGGAAAUGGAAGGGGAUCCACCAGCCGACUACGACGAUCGUAUUAUCGGCACCCUUAAAGCUGUACAGGACAGUCACCUAGACCAGGUUCUCAUGGAAUUUACGUGCAAGAAUCAAGCCAAGCCAAGUUUACCAACUGAGUGGGCGUUGUGCGGAGAGCGUGAGGAUCGUUUGGAGGUACUGAAGGUGUCUACUUUUGCUUUGGUGAUAUCUCCAGGUGAUGGGCAGCUGGUGGCUACCGCUGGCUGUAGCGUGAGACUGUUUGAGGCUUUGGAAGUUGGGGCAAUACCUGUUGUUCUUGGUGACCACUCAAAGUUACCCUACAAUCACCUCAUCCGCUGGAGCGAGGCUGUUAUUAUGGUACCCAAACCACGCAUUACAGAGCUCCACUUUCUCUUACGUAGCAUCUCAGACAACGACCUUCUGGCUAUGCGACGACAGGGUCGAUUUCUUUGGGAGACGUACUUCUCCACUUCAGAGAGCAUCUUCAACACUAUCCUGGCUAGCGUGAGGACCAGCAUUCAGAUACCGGCAGCACCCAUACGUGAGGAGCCCGCUCAAGAGAUUCCUCACAAAGCUGGAAAGUUGGCAGGAACCGAUGCCAACAUGGCGGAUAAUGGCGACCUUGAUCUAGGACCCGUUGAAGUUGAGCCUCCGUACGCAUCGCCACGCUUCUUACGCAAUUUCACGUACACUGCUGCCGACGUGUACCGCACCUGGAAUCGUGCACCGGGACCUUUCCAUCUAUUCCCACAUACUCCCCUAGACCCUGUACUUCCUUCAGAAGCCAAGUUUCUGGGGUCAGGGACUGGUUUCCGUCCUAUCGGUGGAGGUUCAGGAGGAUCUGGGAAAGAGUUUCAGGCGGCUCUCGGAGGUAAUGUACCGCGGGAACAGUUCACUGUGGUUAUGCUUACCUAUGAACGGGAGGAGGUGCUUAUGAACUCACUGGAGAGACUGAAUGGACUUCCUUAUCUCAAUAAAGUGGUGGUCGUGUGGAAUUCCCCUAAACCACCUUCAGAUGACCUCCUUUGGCCAGACAUUGGGCUGCCUAUCGUGGUGGUACGAACAGAGAAGAACAGCUUAAACAAUCGCUUUCUUCCCUGGGAUGCAGUUGAGACCGAGGCUAUACUGUCUAUCGAUGAUGAUGCUCAUCUUCGACAUGAUGAAAUCAUGUUUGGGUUCAGGGUGUGGCGGGAGGCCAGAGACCGGAUCGUGGGAUUUCCGGGAAGAUUUCAUGCCUGGGAUGUGAACCAUCAGUCUUGGCUCUACAAUUCCAACUACUCGUGCGAGCUCUCCAUGGUCCUGACGGGAGCCGCCUUCUUUCAUAAGUAUUACGCGUACCUUUAUUCAUACGUCAUGCCUCAGGCCAUUCGUGAUAUGGUGGACGAGUACAUCAACUGUGAGGACAUCGCCAUGAACUUCCUCGUGUCACAUAUAACACGCAAACCCCCUAUCAAGGUGACGUCCCGCUGGACCUUCCGCUGUCCCGGCUGUCCGCAGGCUCUGUCACAUGAUGAUUCUCACUUUCACGAGCGUCACAAGUGCAUCAACUUCUUCGUGAAAGUCUACGGAUACAUGCCGCUGUUAUAUACUCAGUUUCGAGUAGACUCUGUACUCUUCAAGACACGACUGCCACACGACAAGACUAAGUGUUUUAAAUUCAUAUAGCGCAGGACAAAACAAGCACAUCUCUCUGGGAAUGUGAAGGGAAUAAUAGCUUUUUUGUAAAUAUCGGAGGAUUUUACUUUGCAUUUGUCUUCCUUGAAGAAAGGGAGAACGAUUACAGGCUGAGAAACAUUUUUAACUCGUGCGGGAUUCAUUAGCAACCACUACAGGCUUGAUUUGCACCACUCGACCGGGACAGCUCUACGUCAAACUAACGUUACGAUCAUGUUACACUGACAAAACAAACAAACUGAGACUCUGUGAUGACGUAUCUGGGAAGUAUCAUGAUUUUAGACUUCUUUUGCAUAUACACACUCAUGUAUGAAACGCACUGAUGGCUUUUUUACUCGCGUGUGUGUGCGUGCGUGCGUGCGUGCGUGUGUGUGUGUGCGCGUGCGUGCGUGUUGUGUAGCGUAGCAUGAGUGUGACUACAUGUCACUAACCCCAGUGAAGUCGCUGUUGAUCGUCAGAUUAGGAAUAGCACAAGAAUAAACAGGAGGAUUUAAACAGAUCUGCAUAGGAAUAGCACCAAAUCAAACUCUUGAAUGUUUUCAAGUCGUAUAAGAAAAUCAAACGUUCCUCAUGUAACCUGUUACAGAAUAAUCAGCUAAUGCAUUGUGAUGUCUGGCUCGCGUGCGCAAUCUUGAAGGAGCUCGUGUGAUUUCUGACACAAACGGCAGGAUCGUAUUUUACCUUAAUAAAAAAGUACAAAUCGUUUUUUGCGUUGAGAAAUUGAAAUCUGUUUCUAGUAACACUGAGAUUGUGUUGCAUUGAUUUCUUUUUCAUUACAUGAGCACAUUUCCUCACCAGGUCUUAUUAUUGCUUUGCAAAUCUCUCAUUGCUUUAAUACCAUACACUGUAAUUGCUGUUUAGUAAAAAUAUCUAUCAGCAUGAAUUGGAUUCAGUACAUCAAAUGCGAUCAUAAUGAACUGUACUUCCUGUUUUAUGUCCAGAUUACAGCGAUGGCAUUUCAUGGGGAAAUGUGCUUGUCAUGAAGUUAAUGUCAGUGUGCAGAAAUCUCAAUGGUCCUAAACAAUUCACUUUCUUGAAGCAAUGUAUAAUGUAUUUCACUCUGAUGGUUAAACAUCUGAGUUUUUAUGAGUGUGUUUGUGACACUGUAAGAUGAUUUGGAGAGCAGAUGUCAGAAACUCUCACGUGAGAGCGAUGGCGGUUAAUUAUAUAUUGUACCGGGUCACUUCUGCCACCCUGGAGAUAUCCAUGCUGAAAUACCUGACAAUAUUCUGCUGUUUUUCUUUUUCAUUGGUCCAUUCACAAUCGUUUUUUUCUGACACUUAACAGGUACGUAAAGGAAAAUGACAUCACAGUUGUAAAUGUACGUGUGUUUUUAAACACUUUAAUGUGACUCUGUUCCGCUCGGUGAAGAGGAACAUGUAUGAUUGAAGACGGAUUUUUCUGGCCAUUGUUUUGUAAUAAGUAUGUAUAAGUCUUUUGAACAAUCUGGAUCCAGGCCAUGAUGUUUUUAUUUGUUGCAUGGCCUUUGGGAUGGGAGCAUCAGUCAACAGUAGUUAAGUGUCAUUAAAUGCCAGCAGAUGUUCUUCAAGCACACUAAUAAACCAGCCAUCAGCUUUCAUUCUGGUGAACAUCUCCAUCAGUCCAGCGUCAGUGUGUUCACGCACCACAAAUCCAUCUCAACCAGGGCAAAGAAUCAUUUUUGUUGUCAAAUAAAUUUUAGUUCUUAAAUACUGUUGUGGCUGUUUUUAUGAUGCUAAAGUUUGAUAAAUUUGUGGGUCGUGCCAGGUGGCUUUAUUUUGUAAAUAAAAUAAUUAAAGCUCCAGUCUGUAACUUUAGCCCAUCUUUGUUUAAAGUCCCAGUCUAAUAAAACAUGACAAUGCCUAUUUUUUCAUG
This is a messenger RNA of Triplophysa rosa, 5160 nucleotides long. It is a transcript of the gene extl3, whose product is annotated as exostosin-like glycosyltransferase 3. The record is from RefSeq and is a predicted model, not a curated record. The transcript has 6 exons. Gene Ontology annotation, molecular function: glycosyltransferase activity. NCBI's taxonomy places the organism in Eukaryota, Metazoa, Chordata, Actinopteri, Cypriniformes, Nemacheilidae. Gene Ontology annotation, cellular component: membrane. Bases 541 to 3297 code for a protein of 918 amino acids.